This is a messenger RNA of Neolamprologus brichardi, 2326 nucleotides long. It is a transcript of the gene id4, whose product is annotated as inhibitor of DNA binding 4. Gene Ontology annotation, biological process: cell differentiation; circadian regulation of gene expression; negative regulation of transcription by RNA polymerase II. Gene Ontology annotation, cellular component: nucleus; cytoplasm. Gene Ontology annotation, molecular function: protein dimerization activity; transcription regulator activity. The record is from RefSeq and is a predicted model, not a curated record. Lineage: Eukaryota; Metazoa; Chordata; Actinopteri; Cichliformes; Cichlidae.
GAAUGAGACACGCCUUUUUCUCGGCUCCGUUGUCGGGUCGGUGGGCAGCGGACUGCUGGUGAUUGACCAGCUUCUCUCCCUGAUCUGUCAGCCGGCUGGAUUGGCGCCUCCCCUCUCCUCUAUAAAUGUAGGAAAUCUAUUCAUUCCUUUCACAUCGAGCCUGCUGAAGUAAGAGGAACUACGAAGCUCAACGGGAUGUGUUGACAGGCUACAAUUCCGCCUUUUCGUUAUCUUAUUCUCUCUCUAAUUUGCGGCCGUAUUAGUUUUUUUCUGUGUUAACAGCGACGUGCUAUAAUCUUAAAAUACCUCUCGCCACCAGUAGUGUAAUUGCUCGAUUUGUCGUUGCUUCUCUCUGAGCCGUUGGUUAUCUAAGAUGAAGGCUGUUACUCCAGUCCGCCCCCAGGACUCCUCCUCCAGCGGCAGCCAGCUCUCCCUGCACUAUCUGUCGAAGCAGAGCCUCAACAUCGCCCGGUGCAGGAUGGAAGAAGAGGACCUGUUCUGCCUGCAGUACGACAUGAACGACUGCUACAGCCGGCUGAAGCGCCUGGUGCCCACCAUUCCGCAGGAUAAGAAAGUCAGCAAAGUGGAGAUCCUCCAGCAUGUCAUAGACUACAUUCUGGACCUGCAGCUGGCCCUGGAGACGCACCCUUCUCUCCAUAAACAACAGCCUCAGUUGACCGGGACCUGCCCUCCUCGAGCCUCGAACCCCAGCAGGACACCACUGACGGUGCUCAACAUUGAUCAGCACCAGAGGACGUCUAUAGUCAAAAAGCCGGAGGACUCGAUUUUAUGUCGCUGAGACUUGAGCACUGCAUUGGUGUGCAGGCUGCACAGAGCCGCUCCAAAGCCAGCAAAGCUUCGCCAGGGACUCACACCCAACUGGAGGCACAAUCACAAGGGGAUUUCAAAACCGCUGGGAGGAAUUAAACCCAAAUAAAAUCACUAUUCAUAUCAGUUUUUUUUUUUUGUUCCAUUGAACAAGGACUCAGUGUGUAGACAUCUCCCCAUCCUUCCUCCUGCUUAAGUUGCUCUCACUUCUUGUCACUUUUUUUUUCCCCAAAAAGAGUGAAAAUAUGGGAUCCCCAUGCUGACAAGUUUUUUGUUGUUGUUGUUGUUGUUGUUGUUGGAAACCCAUCUAUCAACAGCUAUGAAAACUGUUUGUGAAUUGUGCUUAAAGAGUAACUAAAAAUGACUCCAGUUUAAAGCUUUACUAAACUGCGAAAAAUCCUUGUAAAUGUUUUUUUUUUUGGACAUCUAUUGUUUAAAAUAGAUGAUUUGUGUUGAACAGGGAUUGCCAUCCCUGGUUUCUUAAAAUGUUUGAUAUUGUAAAGAAGAACAAUUCCGAUUCGAGACAAAUACGAUUGUAAAUAUAGAGACGCAAAUGUUCUAUAAAAGUAUGUGAAAGGAAGACUUAUAUGCUUAAAAUAGACUAUUGUAAUUAUAAGAUAUUUUUAUUAAAACCUUUUUUUUUUCUGUCAUUAUGUAAAUAUUGUGUUUACACUUUAGUGAAUGAACGUGGUUUUGCUCUGCCAAUAAUGUCCUCACAUGAUGAUAUCAGUUAACUCUUUGCAGUGUUCUUUGGACUAGUUUAAUAUGUAGCAUGUCAGGCUCAUUGCAGAGAUAUUGAAUGUGCACUGAAGCAGCCCUGCCUGUGUAGAUAUGUGGUGGAGUUCAAAAACGAGUUCUUUGAUUAUUUGACCUGCUCAGCUUUCUCUUGAAUCUUUUUUUUUUUUUUGUACUCAUUUACUUUGACAGCUUUGACCCACUCAGAGAGAUGGGUGGGCCUGCUGUUUGAUCUAUAAAAGAAAGAAAGAAAGAAAAGAAAAAGAGAGGGGGGGCUUAAUUUGAUUCUGUUACAUUGCACUCUUGUUAAAAAGUGAUCAUAAUAACUACGGCACUUCUUACAGUGUUUACGAUGUAAAAAAAAAAAUCACUGCAACACACUCUCAGAUUUGUGCAAUCAGAGCUUCUCCUUGAGAAGUUAAUGAUUGACGCCAAGAAAUCAUUAAACUUUGGUUAUAAAUUGGUUCCAAAUGUGAACAUUAACAGACUCUUUUUUUUUUUGUUGCUGUUGUUGUUCUUUGGAACGGAGACGUCUGUACGCGGAUGUGAAAAGUCUGGAGAGUCAUCCAGUCAUUAUUAAUAUAAAAGUGGAGUAAAGAAAACAAGAAUCUUUAUUUUUCAUGACAUUGAACACCGAAUUUACCUCACCACCCUCCUGCCAGUGUGAGAGGGCACUUGUACAUUACUGUCAGCUGCACUGUCGGACUUGACCUUCACUGGCUUAUGAGGAGUUGUCAAAACAAUUAAAAGUUUCCAGGAAGAA